Canis lupus familiaris (dog) is the source of this 4194-nucleotide messenger RNA. It is a transcript of the gene IARS1, whose product is annotated as isoleucyl-tRNA synthetase 1. Lineage: Eukaryota; Metazoa; Chordata; Mammalia; Carnivora; Canidae. The record is from RefSeq and is a predicted model, not a curated record. Gene Ontology annotation, biological process: isoleucyl-tRNA aminoacylation. Gene Ontology annotation, molecular function: aminoacyl-tRNA deacylase activity; ATP binding; tRNA binding. The coding region runs from base 144 to 3806 and encodes 1220 amino acids. The transcript has 33 exons.
CGCACGCUGGUUGGCCGGCGCAGACCAGCCUCUCCUCCCUGCCGGGCGCUGUCAGAGCGUUGCAUCACCUCCGGACGCCCGACGCGGCGUGCACGCGGUUCUUUCUUGGCGCGCCCGCACCCGGGCCCUUCAGCAACAACAAAAUGGUUCAGCAAGUUCCAGAAAACAUCAAUUUUCCUGCUGAAGAAGAGAAAAUCUUGCAGUUCUGGUCCGAAUUUAAUUGUUUUCAAGAAUGCUUAACGCAAUCUAAACAUAAGCCAAAAUUUACAUUCUAUGAUGGGCCUCCUUUUGCAACUGGACUGCCUCACUAUGGACAUAUACUUGCAGGGACAAUUAAAGAUAUAGUUACCAGAUAUGCUCACCAGAGUGGGUUUCACGUUGACAGAAGAUUUGGAUGGGAUUGUCAUGGCUUACCUGUGGAAUAUGAAAUUGAUAAGACACUGGGAAUCAGAGGACCAGAAGAUGUAGCCAAAAUGGGGAUUGUAGAGUAUAACAAUCAGUGCCGAGCAAUUGUGAUGAGAUAUUCUACUGAGUGGAAGUCCACUGUUACCAGACUUGGCCGAUGGAUUGACUUUGACAAUGACUACAAAACUCUGUAUCCACAAUUCAUGGAAUCUGUCUGGUGGGUCUUCAAACAGCUCUAUGACAAAGGCCUUGUAUAUAGAGGCGUGAAAGUCAUGCCUUUCUCCACCGCGUGCAACACUCCACUGUCCAACUUCGAGUCUCACCAGAACUACAAGGAUGUUCAAGACCCUUCAGUGUUUAUAACUUUCCCUUUGGAGGAAGACGAAAAUGUGUCUUUGGUGGCCUGGACAACCACUCCUUGGACUCUGCCUAGUAACCUGGCCCUGUGUGUUAAUCCAGAAAUGCAGUAUGUGAAGAUUAAAGAUGUCACCAGAGGAAAGUUACUCAUCUUGAUGGAAGCCAGAUUACUAGCCCUCUAUAAGGUGGAGACAGACUACGAGAUCCUCGAAAGAUUUCCCGGUAGCUAUCUCAAAGGCAAGAAGUACAGGCCGCUGUUUGACUACUUUGUGCAGCUCAAGGAGAAUGGUGCUUUCACGGUGCUUGCUGACAGCUACGUGCGGGAGGAGGAGGGCACCGGAGUGGUACACCAGGCUCCUUACUUCGGGGCUGACGACUAUCGGGUCUGUAUGGACUUCAACAUCAUUCAGAAAGACUCUCCCCCUGUUUGCCCUGUGGAUGCCUCAGGCUGUUUCACAGCAGAAGUGACAGAUUUCAUGGGACAGUAUGUGAAGGAUGCUGACAAAAACAUAAUCAGGACCCUGAAGGAAAGAGGCCGGCUUCUCAUUGCCAGCACCCUCACUCACAGCUACCCGUUCUGCUGGAGGUCAGAUACUCCCCUGAUUUACAAGGCUGUGCCUAGCUGGUUCGUGCGCGUGGAGCACAUGGUGGACCAACUCCUGCAGAACAACGACCUGUGUUACUGGGUCCCAGAGUUCGUGCGAGAAAAGCGAUUUGGAAAUUGGCUGAAAGAUGCACGUGACUGGGCAGUUUCCAGAAACAGAUACUGGGGCACGCCCAUCCCCCUGUGGGUCAGCGAUGACUUCGAGGAGGUAGUCUGCAUCGGGUCGGUGGCAGAACUGGAAGAACUGACGGGAGCAAAGGUCUCUGAUCUCCACAGAGAGAGUAUUGACCACCUGACCAUCCCUUCUCACUGCGGGAAAGGAGUGUUGCGGCGCAUCUCCGAAGUGUUUGACUGUUGGUUCGAGAGUGGCAGCAUGCCCUAUGCUCAAGUUCAUUAUCCUUUUGAAAACAAAAGGGAGUUUGAUGAUGCGUUCCCUGCAGACUUCAUCGCUGAAGGCAUUGACCAGACCAGAGGAUGGUUUUACACCUUGCUGGUGCUGGCCACUGCUCUCUUUGGACAGCCGCCUUUCAGGAACGUGAUUGUGAACGGGCUGGUCCUGGCAAGUGAUGGUCAGAAGAUGAGCAAACGAAAAAAGAAUUAUCCGGAUCCACUUUCAAUCAUCCAUAAAUACGGUGCUGACGCCCUCAGAUUAUAUCUGAUCAACUCCCCAGUGGUGAGAGCAGAAAACCUGCGAUUUAAGGAGGAGGGUGUGCGUGAUGUCCUGAAGGAUGUGCUGCUCCCUUGGUACAAUGCCUACCGUUUCUUCAUCCAGAACGUGCUGAGGCUGCAGAAGGAAGAAGAAAUGGAAUUCAUCUACAACGAGAACACAGCUAGAGAAAGCGCUAACGUCACAGACCGGUGGGUCCUGUCCUGCAUGCAGUCGCUGGUUGGGUUCUUUGAGACGGAAAUGGCAGCCUACAGGCUGUAUACCGUGGUACCUCGCCUGGUCAAGUUUGUGGAUGUCCUCACCAACUGGUACGUCAGGAUGAACCGCAGAAGGUUGAAGGGUGAAAACGGGGUGGAGGACUGUGUUACGGCCCUGGAGACCUUGUUCAGUGUCCUGCUGUCUCUGUGCAGACUGAUGGCCCCCUAUACACCUUUCCUCACCGAGUUGAUGUACCAGAAUCUAAAGCUGCUUAUCGACCCUGUUUCUGUCCAGGACAAGGACACACAGAGCAUCCACUACCUCAUGCUGCCCCACGUUCGAGAGGAGCUGAUUGACAAGAGCACGGAGAGCGCAGUGUCUCGGAUGCAGUCUGUGAUUGAACUGGGACGAGUGAUUCGAGACCGCAGAACCAUUCCAAUAAAGUAUCCUUUGAAAGAAAUCGUGGUUAUCCAUCAGGAUCCGGAAGCUCUUCAUGAGAUCAGGUCUCUGGAGAAGUAUAUCAUUGAGGAAUUGAAUGUUCGAGAGGUUACCUUGUCUACAGAUAAAAACAAGUAUGGCAUUCGCCUCAGGGCAGAACCUGAUCACAUGGUCCUAGGGAAGCGUCUGAAGGGAGCCUUCCGGGCAGUCAUGGCGGCCAUCAAGCAGCUGAGCAGUGAGGAGCUGGAGUGCUUCCAGGAGAGUGGGACCAUUGUUGUCGAAGGCCAUGAGCUGCAUGAAGAGGACAUCCGCCUCAUGUACACCUUUGAUCAGAAAACAGGAGGGACGACGCAGUAUGAAGCACACUCAGAUGCCCAGGCUUUGGUUCUCUUAGAUGUCACCCCCGACCAGUCAAUGGUAGAUGAAGGAGUGGCUCGGGAGGUCAUCAAUCGCAUCCAGAAACUUCGCAAAAAGUGCAAUCUGGUUCCGACUGAUGAAAUAACAGUUUAUUAUAAAGCAAAGUCUGAAGGGAAGUAUCUGAAUAAUGUUAUCGAAAGCCACAUGGAGUUCAUAUUUGCCACCAUAAAAGCUCCCUUGAAACCGUAUCCAGUUCCAGUGUCUGAUAAAAUCAUUAUUCAAGAAGAAAUGCAGUUAAAGGGUUCUGCCCUGGAAAUUACACUCACCAGAGGAUCCUCCCUGCCUGGUCCUGUUUGUGCAUAUGUCAAUCUUAACAUUUAUGCAAAUGGCAGCGAGCAAGAAAUACAAAACCAGACUGAUUUACUGAGUAUUAGUGGAAAAACACUUCGCGUGGCGGCAGGGUCAGCCCCCGCUGUAGUGGACGGCCCCAGCACUGCACUCUGCCGUUACAUCAACCUACAGCUCCUGAACGCAGGCCCGCAAGAGUGUGUGAAGGGAACAGUGGGCACACUCCUGCUGGAAAACCCGCCUGGGCAGAAUGGACUUACCCACCAGGGCCUCCUGUAUGAAGCAGCCAAGGUGUUUGGUCUUCGCAGCAGGAAGCUCAAGCUGUUUCUGAACGAGACUCAGACACAUGAAAUUACAGAAGAAAUCCCCAUGAAGGCUUUGAACAUGAAGACUGUGUAUGUUUCUGUAUUACCGACGACGGCAGACUUCUAACGGUCAUCAUCCUCGUGGUGGAGUCAGCCUAUCCCCGGCACACACGGAAGGUGUUCUUUUCAGGUGCAUGUAUGAUUUGCUACUUUGGGUACACAGUGGAAAUGGGACUGAUUCCUCGGGUGACUUGGCACCUCACAUACACAAGUGCCUGUAUCCCGCGCAGCCAGGUUGGGGGCAGGCCGCACCUCCGCUCACUUCUGCACUUGCACAGCAUGGAAGUGAUUUCAAUGGCAGAUAUUUAUCAUUCUGUGGCAUUUUAAAAUUUGUUUGAGAUGUCUUGAAGGAAUGUGUUAAAUAUCUGCUACCUGGAUUUUCCUGGGUAAUUUGAUGGAAUACGUUAAGCUUCAGUAAAUUAGAACAAUAAAUAAAUUUUCUCUCAGACAAUAAA